Molecule: messenger RNA, 1083 nt
Organism: Mugil cephalus (flathead mullet)
Lineage: Eukaryota; Metazoa; Chordata; Actinopteri; Mugiliformes; Mugilidae
Gene: id1
Product: inhibitor of DNA binding 1, HLH protein
Exons: 2
Coding region: 127-525 (132 amino acids)
Biological process (GO): circadian regulation of gene expression; negative regulation of transcription by RNA polymerase II; cell differentiation
Cellular component (GO): cytoplasm; nucleus
Molecular function (GO): transcription regulator activity; protein dimerization activity
Source: RefSeq, a predicted model, not a curated record
GCCCAUGUGGAUGUUGCGAACUGUCAACAUUAUAUUGCUAUCAUCUCUGAGAGGAGGACGAGCCUCUUUGCUGCAACUGCCUUUGUUUUUCCUUCUUUGGAAGCUACACACCAUACACUAAUCAAGAUGAAGGUUGUCGGAUCUACCUGCGCCCUGAAGAGCAAGGUCGGCGGCGAGGACAUGGUGCGCUGCCUGUCCGAUCAGAGCCUGGCCAUCUCCAAAUGCAAGCACCCGCUGCUGGACGAGCAGAUGAACGUCUUCCUCCAGGACAUGAACAGCUGCUACAGCAAGCUGAAGGAGCUCGUGCCCACCCUGCCCACCAACAAGAAGGCGAGCAAGGUGGAGAUCCUGCAGCAUGUCAUCGACUACAUCUCGGACCUGCAGGUCGAGCUGGACGAGCCGGAGAAGAGCCGCCAGCACUCCGUCGGCGGCGUCCCCCGCACACCGCUGACCACUCUGAACGCAGAGAUCACCAGCAUCGCAGUCGAGAAUGGAUGCUCAGAUGACAGGAUUAUGUGCCGUUAGGAGCUCGUGGAGCAUCGCCCCAUCACCCGACAGCGAGCACCGCGAAGAACGAACAAGGCUACUUGAUGUGACUUCUCGACCACAUCAGCAAUUGAAACCUUGAACUGUGUAGGGACGUUUCAAACUCCCAAAUGCUAGAAAAAAAAAUAUACCGCCGUGUGGACAUCCUCCGGCAGCGAGUGUCUGCGUCACUCACGGCUCUCGAUUCAUCAGAGGGUCCUGAGAUGAGGAGAAGAAGAAGAAGGAGAAAGAAGACCGGCGGUGUCCAGAUAUAGACUGGGUUAGCCGGGGGGACCAAGACAUGUUCAGUGCAACCAGCAUCGCUCGUUGCGUGUAGAGUAUCUCAAGAAAGCUUAUGAUUCUGUUACACUCUUUGUAUCUUAACCAUAUAGAGAAUUAAACAUUUUGUACAAUUUUUAAAAAAAGCUAUUUUUCUCAGAUUCCUGAGCGACAAACUGUAUUGUAUAUUACAAUGCCACAGUAUGUGAAGAUAUUGUUUUCUUACAAUGUACUUUAUUGGUGUUUUUAUUAAAACAAGACAAUUAUUUUUGAACAAGA